Messenger RNA from Coniosporium apollinis CBS 100218, 1011 nucleotides. RefSeq lists its product as uncharacterized. Lineage: Eukaryota; Fungi; Ascomycota; Dothideomycetes. The transcript has 3 exons. The coding region runs from base 1 to 1011 and encodes 336 amino acids. The record is from RefSeq and is a predicted model, not a curated record.
AUGAAGCACCUCUCAAUCAACCCAAGCAAUGCCGAACCACCCACCCGCGACCAUCCCUCGCACCCGGAUUCCCUUCCUUCAGCUAAAGAAACGAAGCUCCACCCUACGAACGCCGGCUCCGAGAACGCAAGCAUCUUCUUUGUAGGGACCGCAACCACGAUCCUAGAAUGGGAGGGUAUCCGGGUAAUGACUGAUCCCAACUUCCUCCACGCCGGAGAUCAUGUUCACCUUGGACCCGGUGUGACUGGGGAGCGCGUUACGAAUCCGGCUAUUGACCUGCACGAAUUACCGCGGAUUGAUGUGGUUCUCCUGAGUCACUACCAUGCGGAUCACUUUGACCAGAAAGUCGAGGAGAGCCUGAGAAGAACGCUGCCGAUCAUUACGACGCCACAUGCAAAGAGCUGUCUCACGUCCAAGGGGGAGGAGGAGAGCUUCAAGAAUGUGUAUGAUCUGGACUUCUUCGACAGCAUGAUGGUUGAUGUUGUGUCGGAGGGGGGAAAGGAUAGGAUUCCGAGCAUCAAGGUCACGGGGAUGCCGGGGAAGCAUGUGCCUCCUGGGCCACUCUCUAUCGCUAAUGACAUCCUGAAGGCGGUUCCCCCUACUAAUGGCUGGAUGGUGGAACUGGGCUACACGACGAAAGAUGGUGGAGAAGGCAGCUUCGAGAACGGCUACCGCAUUUACAUCUCCGGCGACACCCUUAUGGUAGAUGAGCUCAAAGAGAUUCCGGAGCGCUACAAGGGGCAGAACAUCGAUCUGAUGCUCAUCCACCUGGGAGGCACUACAAUCCCCUCGCCAAAGAUACCGCUACUAAUGGUGACGAUGGAUGCAAAGCAAGGCAUCCAGUUGAUGCAGCUGAUAAAGCCGGAUCUGACGAUCCCGAUCCACUAUGAUGACUACGACGUUUUCCUGUCGCCGCUCUCGGACUUCAGGAAGGCGGUUGAAGAAGCAGGACUGAGCGACAAGGUGGUCUUUCUGGACAGGAAGGACCAGUACAAGUUCCAAGUCAAAUAG